GGCAGGCGGACGGAGGACGGACGGGUGGGAGGACAGACAGGCAGACAGGCAGACAGAGAGAGCUGACUUUGCGGGCAGCCCAGCUCGGCUCGAGGCAGCGCUCGUGGAUGAUGGGAAAGCGCCGCGGUUCCGUGAUGCCCAUGGAUCCUCUCGGCAAAGCGGGGUUGCUGUGCCAAGCGUGCGGCUUCCUCCUGAGCAACCCGCAGCAGGCGGAAUGCGGGCAUCGCUACUGCCGGCGAUGCGUGAAGGGGCUCUUCAGGGACCCAGAGAUGGUGGUGACCUGCUUUACGUGUAAGAAGGCUCUGAAUCUCAAGGAGUUCCAUAGUGACAAAGCAGCAGAGAACGACGCUCUUGCCACACAAGUAGCCUGCCCAAAUUUUAACUGCACAUGGACAGGAACUCUGAAAUCAUACCAGGAGCAUUUAUGCCUCCCUGAGGCACCUAUUGGAACUACAAGAGAUGCUACCUUAACUCCUGGAGACCAAAAUGUGAAUAAAGAGAAGGCAGAGCACUGGAAUCUCAUUGCUCCCACCAUGGGUGGUCCUUCCCUGAACAUGGAAGCUGUCCAGUUGCGUGUGGAGGCCCUAGAACUGGUGAUUGCAUCUUUGCGUCGGCAGCUGAAUCACCAAGUCUCCACUGUGAAAUCCCUCCAACGUUGCUGCUCUCAGUAUGAGGAGUUGCUCAAAAUUUCUCAGGAAACACGUAAUGGUCCUCAUGGAACCAAAGGUUCUGGACCAUCCUCACAGGAGCUGGUCAGCACUGAUGGAAUCUUAGUAUGGAAAGUGGAGAAUUUCUCCAAGCUCCUGAAGGAUGCCAAAAGUGGGAAAAGACAUUCCAUCUUCUCUCCAGCUUUUGCCACCCACCCUUUUGGAUACCGCCUCUAUGUCCGACUAUACCCUGAUGGAGAUGGUGUAGGUAAGGGUGGCCACCUUUCGCUCUUCCUUGCUUUGGCCAAAGGGCCUUACGAUGACAUUCUGCCCUGGCCUUUCCGGCAAAAAGUCACCUUCUCUCUCCUGGAUCCCACACGAAGGAAGUCACCUCUGGUGGAGACUUUCCUCCCAGAUCCCCAAAGCACUUCUUUCCAGCAGCCUCACCAGAGACUCAAUGUGGCCAGUGGGAGUCCUUUAUUUGCCAGCCAUGUUGAGAUUCCCAGCUACCUCAAAGAUGACACGCUCUACCUCAAAAUAAUGGUGGACUUGACAGGAAUAGACAUUUAAUGCUGGAAAUAGAUGGAGAGAAUUUAUGGUGAACAUAUUCUAUUACUUUUAAUACUUCAAGGGUUUUUUAUUGAAUCUUUUCUUUACUACCACCCAACUGUGCCAACCACAAUUUCCAUUUCAAAACAGAUCAUCAACUGCUUCUCAAGGUCAUCUAAAAGCAGCAUAUUGUUUUGGCUUGAACUCAUGGGAAAUCAAUCCUUGAUUAUGUUCAAGACUGAGGUGGAACAUCCUCUAAACAUUACAAUCCUUAUGGGAUUUUUAUGGACAGCUGUUGGAGAAUAUCUUUCUGUUAAAUGCAGAGAAAUGUGGAAAAUGUUUUUCAGUGGUCAAGGAUGUCAAGAUGCCUUCCUAUAAAUACCCAACCCUAAUAGAUACUAUAUUUAUCUGAAGACUAGUUUUCCCCAGACAACAUUGCAAUGGGAGAGUUGAGAUUUACCAAGAAUUUGGUAAAUGAGACAGAUCACGUUCUGUUGUCUAUUAACCUGUGAGUGGGGAAAUCCAAGGAUCUGUUUCUUUUGGGCAAUAUGGAAUAAUUUGCACACAAUAUCCGAGGUGCAAAUUUUCAGCUCUCUUGUUACAUUGCUUCCAGUCUGUUAAAAUAUACAGUUGCCAUAAAAUGAUGUUAAAGGCAGGAUGGGAGUUUUACAACACAAAAUAGGAUGUUGCAAUGGUACAUCGUACGGGCAGGUGUUUUUCCUAUUAAUCAUUAGCAGGGAAUGGAUGAACUUGAUGAUUUCAAAAUGCCAUUGUUAAUUAUAUCCAUAGCACUAUUUAUGGAAAAGGGACUUUGCAAUAACAACUAAGGAUUCUCAUAUCCUUAGACUUGACAUUUCUUUCUACCUCGCACUCUUAUUUAUUAACAACUCUGGUAUUUAUUAUAUAAGAGUACAUGUGUACUGAUAUCCAAAUAAAACAUUAAAGUAUAUUUAUA
Python bivittatus (Burmese python) is the source of this 2151-nucleotide messenger RNA. RefSeq names its product TNF receptor-associated factor 2-like. Lineage: Eukaryota; Metazoa; Chordata; Lepidosauria; Squamata; Pythonidae. Gene Ontology annotation, cellular component: cytoplasmic side of plasma membrane; plasma membrane signaling receptor complex. Gene Ontology annotation, biological process: regulation of canonical NF-kappaB signal transduction; signal transduction; regulation of apoptotic process. Gene Ontology annotation, molecular function: zinc ion binding; tumor necrosis factor receptor binding. The record is from RefSeq and is a predicted model, not a curated record.